Aureobasidium vineae is the source of this 3099-nucleotide messenger RNA. The record is from the annotation of a GenBank genome assembly. NCBI's taxonomy places the organism in Eukaryota, Fungi, Ascomycota, Dothideomycetes, Dothideales, Saccotheciaceae.
AUGUCCCGUUCGUCCACCCCGGCUUUGCCCAUGUACAAUGCCUCGAGGCAGGACCUAGCACCNCCUGAACAAGCUCGUCCACCAUUGAAUCGACAAAGGACUCCGCAAACCGUCACAGCCAACCAUGCAGUCCUCACGCCUCAGGAGACCGCUACGCGCCUGUCCACCUCGCUGACACAUGGUCUACAACCGAACGAAGCCGCCACACGCCUCCACAGCGAUGGCCCGAACGAAUUACCUCACGAGGAACCCGAGCCACUAUGGUUGCGAUUUGUCAAGCAGUUUCAAGAGACGUUGAUAUUACUGCUACUGGCAUCGGCCGCCAUCUCGGCAAUCAUGGGCAAUCUGGAGGACGCCAUCAGCAUCGCCAUUGCCGUCCUGAUUGUCGUCACGGUCGCUUUUGUGCAGGAAUACCGAUCUGAAAAAUCCAUGGAGGCCUUGAACUCGCUCGUACCUCAUUCCGCCCAUGUCAUCCGAAGCGCAGAGCGCAGACCUGACAAUGACAUUCUGGAGGAAGCCGAAAAGAUCCUUUUGGCCAGUGCCGAAAAGGCAUCCAUGACCAUUCCCGCUGGCCAAUUGGUUGUUGGAGAUCUCGUCCUGUUCCAUACUGGCGACCGCAUUCCUGCCGAUAUUCGAAUCACCCGUGCCGCAGACCUAUCCAUCGACGAAUCCAAUCUUACUGGCGAGAACGAACCUGUGCACAAAUUCGCAGCAAGCAUUACAACGUUGAAAAGAGAAGGAUAUCCCAGCUCGCCCGUGUACGCCUCCGAGGCUUCGGGCACCGUGGGCGCAGACCUGCGUCUUAACGAACAGAAGAACAUCGCAUUCAUGGGAACACUGGUUCGUUCGGGCUACGGCCAAGGUAUUGUCAUUGGUACAGGAGGUGGUACUGAAUUUGGUGCCAUCUCUGCUUCCCUGCAAGAGAUUGAGAGCCCUCGUACACCUCUACAACUUUCCAUGGACAACCUCGGCAAGGAGCUCAGUUACAUGUCGUUUGGAAUCAUCGCCUUUAUUAUGCUCAUUGGUUUCAUUCGCGGCAGACCCUUCCUGGAGUUGUUCCAGAUCGGUGUUUCUCUGGCCGUUGCUGCUAUCCCCGAAGGUUUGCCUAUCAUUGUCACUGUCACACUGGCUCUAGGUGUUCUGCGCAUGUCGAAAAGACAUGCAAUCGUGCGCAGACUCCCAAGUGUCGAAACUCUCGGCUCGGUCAAUGUCAUUUGCAGCGACAAGACUGGAACUCUCACCAUGAACCAUAUGACCGUCACCAAGAUGUGGCACUUUGACGACGAAGCACCUGUAGAUGUCGUCAAGGUACAUGCAACUGCUCCCUCGGAUUCUGCUACGCGCACCAUUCUUCGUAUCGGUAACAUUGUCAACAAUGGACGCUUGGGCUCUGAAUCUUCCUCUCAUGCCACAGCGGCUUCGGCUGCCAUUCUUUCCUCUACCAUGGGAGGUGACAUGGCGAAUGCGAAGAGUCGAUGGACUGGCCAGCCAACUGAUGUCGCGCUCCUGGAUCUUCUGGAUGCUUUUGGCGAAGAUGACAUCAGACAAAAUAUUGGAAGUAGGCGCAACGAGACACCGUUCAGCUCAGAACGCAAAUGGAUGGGUGUGGUGAUUCACAAUCCGCUCGAGCCCAAUGGAGCUGCCACUGCUUAUAUCAAGGGUGCUCUUGAGCGCGUUCUCGGCCGCUGCGAUACCUACAUGACUUCGCAAGGGCGCGAGGUUGUUCUGGAUGAGCAAAGACGUCAAGAGGCAUUAAAAGCAGCUGAAGAUAUGGCACAAGAUGGGCUUCGUGUUCUUGGUUUGGCAAGCGGAUUUGUUCGUGAAUCCAAGGAUCGCCGCAUAUCCCGUGGUACUUCUCCCAAGCCUGAGGGCUCCUCAUUGGCUGAUGAAGACCAUCUGUACACUGGACUCUGCUUUGCUGGUCUGGUAGGAAUGAACGACCCUCCUCGUAAGGGUGUGGAUCGCUCUAUUCGCCGUCUCAUGGCUGGCGGAGUCAAGGUCAUUAUGAUCACUGGUGAUGCCGAGACGACUGCUGUGGCCAUUGCGAAAAAGCUAGGCAUGCCAAUCAACAUGUCAUCAGCACUUGGUUCGCCAGUCCUGCGCGGCGAUCAAUUGGAUCAAAUGAGCGAUGAAGAGCUCGCCCAAGCAAUCUCACGCACCUCGGUUUUUGCGAGAACAAGCCCAGACCACAAGAUGAAGAUCAUCCGAGCAUUGCAAUCAAGAGGCGAUGUGGUAGCCAUGACCGGUGACGGUGUCAACGAUGCACCAGCACUCAANAAAGCAGAUAUUGGUAUUGCAAUGGGCAAACUCGGCACCGACGUUGCCAAAGAAGCUGCCGACAUGAUCCUCACAAACGACGACUUUAGCACGAUUCUCGCCGCCAUCGAAGAAGGCAAGGGCAUCUUCCACAACAUCCAAAACUUCUUGACCUUCCAACUCAGCACCUCUGCCGCUGCUCUGGGCCUUGUAAUGUUGAGCAGCGCAUUCGGUUACAAGAACCCUCUGAAUGCCAUGCAGAUCCUCUGGAUCAAUAUUCUCAUGGACGGACCCCCAGCUCAGUCCCUUGGUGUCGAGCCCGUCGACAAAACAAUGCUGCAACUGCCUCCCCGACCCCGUCACGCUCGUGUACUUACUCCUCGCCUAAUCCGCCGUGUACUCCAGUCUUCGCUGGUUAUCAUGGCAGGCACGCUAUACACCUACAUCUCCAAUCUCUCUUCUACGGACCUUGCGUCUCACGAAGUUUCUCCUCGCGACACCACACUCACGUUUACCGCUUUCGUUCUCUUCGACAUGUUUAACGCCCUUACCUGCCGCUCAGCCACCAAAUCUUUACUCUUAGGCGAGAUCAAGUUUACGGGUCAUAAAGCUAAUGCCAUGUUUAAUUAUGCGGUUGCUGGCAGCCUGCUAGGUCAAGCACUGGUCAUUUACUUCCCGCCUUUGCAGGGCGUGUUCCAGACUGAGGCGCUUGGUCUGAAAGAUAUCGUAGGCUUGGUUGUUUUGGCAUCGACGGUGUUUUGGGUUGAUGAGGGGAGAAAAUGGUAUGAGAGGAGGNNGGUUGCCAAGGGGAAUGUGCUUGGUGGGUAUAGUAGUAGGGUGUAA